Nomia melanderi (Alkali bee) is the source of this 2738-nucleotide messenger RNA. RefSeq lists its product as uncharacterized. Lineage: Eukaryota; Metazoa; Arthropoda; Insecta; Hymenoptera; Halictidae. Gene Ontology annotation, biological process: sleep; regulation of synaptic transmission, cholinergic; positive regulation of voltage-gated potassium channel activity. The record is from RefSeq and is a predicted model, not a curated record.
GCGUGCCGGCAAGAGGAGUGGAAUGACUUCGUGGAAGGGAGUGAGGGAAGAAGGAGACUGUGCGUACGCUCCCGGCGAAAAGGGGGUGUUGUCUCAUCAGUAUCGUAGAGAACACGUUCGGUGACACCAGCAGUUCCUUGCCAACUGUUUCUCAACCCUUACAAGAUUAGAUUAUUUCAUUCGAAUUGAACCGAUCGUGAUCCGUGCGAACGAUACAUCGAUCACAACUGGACACCAGACGCAUUGAAGUCUCCGAGUGACCGGCCAGAAUGUCGUCUCGAAUAGAGUGUAUACUGGUGAUCUUUGGUUUGGUCCUUCUUGCACAGUCAGGUUCCGCUUUGCGAUGUUGGGUUUGUUCUUCGAGCUCAAAUGCUCUAUGCGGAGACCCAAUGAACGUCACAGAUCAUCAGGCGACAUUCCACGCAAAACGCUGCGAAGAAAGUAUGCCUUAUGACUCGUCCAAACCGAUAUGCCGCAAAAUCGUGAAAAAAGAAAAUGGUGAACGAGUGGUGAUACGUCAGUGUUCAACCCCGAACGUCGACGAGGCGGAUAUCACCGACGGUCCCUGCAGUGCAAUGGCGAUUUCAGGUCCAAAUGUGAUCGAAUCUUGCCACAUUUGCAGCACCGACCUCUGCAAUUCUGCGACGAGUGCAUCGAUUCUGCAAUCUCUUUACGUGAUCGCCCUAGCAUUUGUGGGCUAUCAUUUCUUCCAAUCAAAAUAUAACUUUAUUUAACGUUGCGGAAGUUUUAUGGUACAAAUAACAAUUGAAAACAAGGAAAAGAAUAAAUCAUUCGGAAAAUUAGGAGAAAACAUGUCACAUCGGAUAAGUUUAACAUGAAAACUACCAGACGGGUCAAAAUGGCCCAUUCCUAAUUUGUUCAUUUUGCAAUUAUAAAAAAGGCAACAGAUGUUUUUCUGAGAAAUUGUUAAAGAAAUUUUUUGAGCAAUACGCGAAUUGAAUUAUAAACCAAUUAAAAUUUCAAUAUAUGCACUUUUGGAGUUUUUAUAGAGGAAUUUCAAAAAGUUGAUUUAACUGCUCGCUAGUUUUAGUGUUAAAUUGAAUCAAUGUCGCGUGUAUCGUAACCUUUCCACGGUUUCUUCUUGUCGAUAUUCGCGGUGGGGACGUGUUGUAUUAAUAAAAUGGUUGUAUACGGUCAGGACGAACUCGUUAGCGUUUUAUAGUUAGAUACCUCGUUAGCUGCGUAUCAGAUAUUCGACGUAAACGCGUCAACGUAGCCGCGCUAACCAUACGCUAAACGCUUUACUUAAAUUAAUCGUUCGCGUAACGAUCUACCUACAAUAUUUCCGUGGUAAAGAAGUUACGUUCAAACGAGGCCAUUAUUUUUGUACCAUACGUGUACAUAGGGUUGAUGUCAGCGACGCGGUUCUAUAAUAAAGAGAAACAGUUUAUUUGGGGCACGUUUUCGCAAUCGCGUCCUCGCGUCACGGUUUACGAAAAGUUUGAUCGAGUAACUAACAAGCGUGUGACACGUUCACGCUGGUAAAAUAAUAAAUUUAAAUUUGUGAAAUGAAUUUGAUGCAUGCAUUGUUCAUAGACUUAUGAUUUUCUUUUCUUGCCGUAUAAAAUGGCGAACGAGUGGUGAUACGAACCACUGGUGGUAUACAGCUACAUAAUUUAUAACAUUAAAGUAAAUCACAACGUUAAUAAUUAAAUUAUUUACCAAAUUAUUUACAUUUACCCACUGUUAGCAACUGGAGUUAGAAAACUAGAGACGUAACAAAAGAAUGCACUUCAAUAUUAUUUAUUUAAGUGUUAUUAUUAUUAUUAUUAUGAUCAAUGGUUAAACAUAUUGAACAUAUCCUAGCGUGAAUGCGUUAAUACCGCACGCUGUUAGAAGUAGAUAGAGCUCCUUUCUUUUAUUUUAAUGUUCUGUUUAAUCGUCGCUUUCUCUUUCUUCGACUUUUGAAUCUUCGGUUAGGCACUAUAGUCACUGACAAAACUUGUGAAACAAAAUAAUUUUUAAGGUGUCAUGUUUGUUGUACUCAUAAAUUAUUUGUGUAAAUUGAUUUUGUACAUUGUUUGAAUUUUUUAAAGUUUAGAUAUGUUAAUUCUAGAAGAUUAAUUUAAACAUUAAUUUUAAUAACCUUUUUCACUCUAUAGUCUCCAUUACAACAUUAUUUAUAGCAUUAAAUAUUUUAACAAACAAGGUUGAAAAAAACUAUCUUAAGAUUAUUGCAUUUGCUACGGAUGCAAAUUUUCUCUUAAGAAGCAAAAUGGAAAAUCUAAGAAAUGUUGUAAUAUAAUAUUUGUUAGUUUUCACAAAGGGUACUAUAAAAAUAGCUUGGUGUUACUGGUACCUUUAAAAAUCGGUUGGAGUCGUAAGGGUUAAAUUAAAAGAAAUGCACUUGUCUAAGCUUAAUUCACUGGUUUUGUAAGUUUUGUCGGUGGUCGUGUAUCUUGAAUCACUUUAAAGAAAGCAAAAGCAAGCGGAAAAAAUAGCUUAUCAGGUAUCCGUCCAAAGCUUAGAAUAUGAAAUUUUUCUUUUACUUCACGGCCAGCGACAGUCUGUAGUCCGUCGAGUAGCGUUUUGUUAUACGUUGUCGAAGUACAACGAAAUAAAUGGAUAAUUUAAAAUGUUCGUAGAUUAAGUUUGUUUGCGUACAAAAUUGCUUUGUUGCUGUUUUCUUUCCUUCGGCGUAAUGUACACUCUUAGCUGUAUGUAUUUUGUAAAAUGUAUUGACUUAUUGCAUAUCUGAAUUAAAAUGUUUCUCUUCA